AUGCCCAGCAAUCAAGUGUACAGAGAGCGUGUUACUGUAAAUAAUGGACCACACAAAUGGUGGCACCACCGUCGGUUCAAAAUAAUCGGCAUUUCCGUUAUUAUUUUAAUAGUUUUUGCUGUUAUUCUUGCUCUGGUGUUAAACUUCGUCGUUUUUGCACCGAAGAAAUCAGAAACUAGUACCACCCCCUCAACAUUAUCAUCAUCAUCACUAACAACAACAAUAUCAAUAUCAAUACCACCGUCAUCAACAACAACAACAUCACUAGUGACAUCGACCACAACUCUGCCACAAACAACAGCUACAACUACAACUCAGCAGUCAGAAUGGUCUGUUACCGGUAACAUGACUAAUGCACGCUAUGUUCACACAGCAUCUGUAUUGUCAAAUGGACUAGUAUUAAUUACUGGUGGUCAAGACAAUAGUGGUAAUAUUUUAAAUAGUGCUGAAUUGUAUGAUUCAUCAACGGGUACAUGGACAACUACUGGUAACAUGAAUAAUGGACGGGAUUCCCACACAGUUUCUGUAUUAUCAAAUGGAAAAGUAUUAGUUACCGGUGGACAAGGUAAUGAUUAUUUAAAUAGUGCUGAAUUGUAUGAUCCGUCAACAGGUACUUGGACAACUACUGGUAGCAUGACUUAUACACGAGUUUAUCACACAGCAUCUGUAUUAUCGAAUGGACUAGUAUUAGUUGCUGGCGGAUGGAAUAGUAGUACUGUUUAUAAUAGUGCUGAGCUCUAUAAUCAAUCGACAGGUACUUGGACAACUACUGGUAACAUGCAUAGUGUACGACAAGAUCACACAGCAUCUGUAUUAUCAAAUGGAAAAGUAUUAAUUACUGGUGGAGGAGUAAAUGGCAUUAGUGCUUUAAAUAGCGCUGAGCUGUAUGAUCCAUCAACGGGUACAUGGACAACUACUGGUAGCAUGGCUAAUACACGAGAUCGUCACACAGCAUCUGUAUUAUCAAAUGGGCUAGUAUUAGUUGCCGGUGGAUACGAUGGUCAUAGUGGUAAUUUAAAUAGUGCUGAGCUCUAUGACCCAUCAACCGGUACUUGGACAGCUACUGGUAGUAUGGCAAAUGCGCGGACUGCUCACAAAGCAUCUGUAUUAUCAAAUGGAAAAGUAUUAGUUGUUGGUGGAGUUGUUUUAAAUAGUGCUGAGCUGUAUGAUCCAUCAACAGGUAUUUGGGUAACUACUGGUAACAUGACUGACGCACGAUUUGAUCACACAACAUCUGUAUUAUCAAAUGCACUAGUAUUAGUUACUGGUGGAUACAAUGGUAGAAUGCCUUUAAAUAGUGCAGAAUUAUUUUCAUUAUUUCAUACAAAUUAA
Messenger RNA from Adineta steineri, 1332 nucleotides. Lineage: Eukaryota; Metazoa; Rotifera; Eurotatoria; Adinetida; Adinetidae. The record is from the annotation of a GenBank genome assembly.